UGAAGGAGGGAGGCGAUAAGACGCUGAUGAAUUCUCUAGAGUGAAAGGAAAGGAUAUCUCUCUCUCCCCCUCUCUCUCUCUCUCUCUUUCUCUCUCUUCACCGCCAGAACCUUGAGCGCAAACACAAAGAGGAAGAGAAAGACUAUAUUUCCCCCCCGUUUCUAUCCCAUCACUAUGUGGACAUACAACACCGGGCUUCAUAACUAGACGCGCCUGCAGUUAUUUGGUGCUUAUUUGAACGUUUUCAUCGCUGCUCCAUUCAUCAACCUGCUCGCCAUAGAGAAGCCCAGCGGAGACUAUCGAUCCGUUCCUCCGGCGAGUCAUGGCGAAAGAUCCCGAUCGGAACAGCUGCCUUCUGCGCGAUCUACGACAGCGAGCCGGUAACGAGCUGUGCGCGGACUGCGGCGCUGCAGAGCCGGAUUGGGUGUCUGUGACGCUGGGUGUGUUCGUGUGUCAGGGAUGCUCGCUCAUCCACAGAAGCAUUGAAAGCCUCAGCCAGGUGAAGUCUGUGCUGCAGGACACAUUUGAAGAUAAAGAGAUCGAGUUUAUCACAUCUAUGGGGAAUGAAGCAGCAAAGGCCAAGUACGAACAGCAAGUUCCUCCAUUUUAUCACCGUCCCUCCCACACAGACUGCAGGAUUUUGAGGGAGCAGUGGAUCAGAGCCAAGUAUGAGAGACAAGAGUUUAUACACAUCGAGAAACAAGAGCCUUAUUCAGCAGGAUACAGAGAGGGCUUUCUGUGGAAACGUGGUCGAGACAACGGGCAGUUCCUCAGUCGCAAGUUCAUUCUGUCUGAACGAGAAGGAGCGCUGAAGUACUUCAACAAGCAGGACGCAAAAGAACCAAAGGCCAUAAUGAGGAUUGAAACCCUAAAUGCUACUUUCCAGCCGGCUAAAAUAGGAAACCCCUGCGGUCUGCAGAUCACCUAUCUGAGGGACAACAGCACCAGGAAUAUCUUUGUGUACCAUGAGGACAGUAAGGAAAUGGUGGACUGGUUCACUGCGAUCCGGGCAGCACGGUUUCAUUACCAGAAGGUGGCAUUUCCUGGAGCUAAUGAUGAGGACCUGGUACCCAGACUCACAAGGAACUUCAUGAAGGAAGGUUACAUGGAGAAAACAGGCCCAAGGCACACAGAGGGCUUUAAGAAAAGAUGGUUUACCAUGGAUGAUAGGAGACUAAUGUACUUUAAAGAUCCCUUGGAUGCAUAUGCACGUGGCGAGGUGUUCAUCGGCAGUAAAGAGAACAGCUAUACCGUGGUAUCUGGACUGCCGCCCUCGAUCCAGGGAUAUCACUGGAAGUACGGGAUCACCAUUGAAACCCCGGACAGGAAGUUCCUGUUUGCUUGUGAAACCGAAGCGGAGCAGAAGGACUGGAUCGCUGCCUUUCAGAGAGUCGUCAACCGACCCAUGAUGCCGCAGGAGUACGCAGUUGAGGCUCAUUUCAAGCACAAGCCUUGAUGCUGGCUGUAAACCUGCCUGUGUGUGUGUGUGUGUGCUGCAGGCGGGAUGGACUGGACAAUGAACAGCUAUAUUCUGUCCAAUGAAGCACUCCGGACCGAGCGAGUACAAGAAACGGCCCCUUCCUACCUUGAUUUAGUGCUAGCGGCCCGGACGCUGGACUGUGUCGCAGACGUCAACAGAGCGCCAACACUGAGGCUUACUUAUCAUGAAUGUGUAACCAGAGGGUCCCGUCAGCCGAGCUACUGUACAAAUAUGGCAUGUGAAUGUUGUUCAUCGCUCUUAAACCUAACAUUUAAUCUGUAAAUCACAAGGUGAGCAAGUACUAAACACCGCAGUGCGUUUUGACUGAUGUUAUUUAUUGGAUUUUCCAAGCGAAUGCUGCUGUGACGUUUAGUGGAUCCUCAAGACGCUACGCUACACCACUCCGAGUGUCCUUUCUGAUCGUCUAGGGCUUUCGUUCAUCAUUAUUGAUCAUUUAAAUGUGUGAAAACCAUGUUAGAAAACCAGUGUGACCAAUAUAGGCAGAGGUUUCAUAUACUACAUACUACUUCUGGUGUCUGUGCAGGUGCAGUGUGCCAGGUUUCUACAGACGGUUCUGUUCUUGAUUUAUCCUCCUCCACUAGGUGGAAGCAUAUCACACAGAUUAAGAUGCAUGUGCUCAUCACUGUUUCUUUUUAUGCAAAAUAGGGUUGAUAUUAGCCAGAGACUGAUAUAUCGGCCGAUAUUUGGCCAUUUGGAGAUUAUCUGCUGAAAACCAAGUUGACUUGACUGAAUAAAACUAGUGAUAGUUCCCCUUAUCUUAGUCAGUAGGUGCACUCAUCAAAAUAUUUAGGCCUAAAUGGAAGAUUUAUUUAUUUGAAUUGCAUAUCAAAUUUGGAUUCAACUUAAUUAAACUUAAACUUAAUCUAACCAAGUUUAUAUAUUUCAUUUAUUAAUAAAUCCUGUUUGUUUCUGUUUUAAAUUUUAAACACGUUCAUAAUUUUUAACUGCAUAAAUGUGAUUGAUUUCACAAAUGCAUGCUGAUUCUAAGGAAUUAAAUAUUAUUAUUAUUAUUUAAAUUAAAUCAAACAGAUGCAAAUAGUUAAUAAUAAACUAUGAUUUUUGCUUGCAGACCUGUUUCAUUUCUGUAUGACUUACAAAUAUGCAUCACAUUAUGUUUGUUUAUGUUAAAUCCAAAUUUUAUAUGCAUUUCAAAUGCAUAAAUAUUCAAUUUAGGCCUAAAUAUUUAAGCAUCUAUUUAAGCUCAUUUGCUGUCAUUAAAUUACAUUGUGUAUAUAUAUCAGCAUUAUAUUGGUCAUCAGCAUAAAUAUUGGUAUCAAAAAAAAAAAACACUUUGGUUGACCACUGCUUUAUAUACAGCAUCCUUAAUUUCAGCCAGACUACAUCUGUUGACUCUGAAGAAUACGUUAAAAUAUUCUACAGAUUUGAUAUAAUGGAUAUGAAUGUUUAGAUGGCAGGUUGUAAUAAUAAUAAACUGAUGCAUAUCACAGCUCCUGUAAUGUAACUCCAGCCCUCUUGUUCAGGUUAUGAUGAUGCUAUUCAGGUGUUUUUCUUCUAAUUUGAUUCAAAUAAGGGUUAGUGAAUGUUUACCAUCAAAAACGUAUCAUGGUGUUACCAUGGGUUUGUUUUUGGGGACUUGUACCAUGGUAAAGGAUAAUGUACAGUCACUCUCAUUCUGUGGCCAGUCAUUAUGUCAAAGUAAACAACAUAAGAGUGGUUUAUUUUGUGAUCAUGACUGUCUGACUGUACAUUAUCCAGCUUACAGCUACUUAACACAUAAAUAAAUAUGUGGACAUGAAAUACUGAUUUGAGUUGAAUUUAUUUUUUUGCUCAGCAGGGUUAUUACAGUCAACUAAAAUUAAAAUAAUAAUAAAAAAGCAUGUUGUUAGCUGAAGCAAAAGUAACUGAAAUUAAAUAUAAGAAACAAGAAAUUUAGGAAAUUUAAUUUUUCUUUAUUUAUAUUAAUA
Onychostoma macrolepis is the source of this 3426-nucleotide messenger RNA. Its product is annotated as arf-GAP with dual PH domain-containing protein 1. Gene Ontology annotation, biological process: positive regulation of GTPase activity. Gene Ontology annotation, molecular function: phosphatidylinositol bisphosphate binding; GTPase activator activity. NCBI's taxonomy places the organism in Eukaryota, Metazoa, Chordata, Actinopteri, Cypriniformes, Cyprinidae. The record is from RefSeq and is a predicted model, not a curated record. The transcript is spliced from 11 exons. Bases 323 to 1456 code for a protein of 377 amino acids. Gene Ontology annotation, cellular component: plasma membrane; intracellular membrane-bounded organelle.